AUGCGACGGCGCACGAGAUCGCGAUCGCGCGCGCACAGUCAGACCAGCGCAUCUGCCGAGGAGGAUGACAUUUUUCUGGGUCUGCAGCGUCUCCUGGACAAGCUCCUGCAGUUCCAGCCGGUCUUUACGGAGGAGGACGUCGCGGUGAUUCCUUUUCUACCCGACCGGGGAAGCAGCUGCACCAGCUCUCCCUCGCUCUCCGCACCUACCUCUCCUCGGUUGUCUCCGUCCCGCCACGAUAACGAAGAGUCAACGGCGCAGCAAGACUGCAAGCAAUCCUCCGCUCCCCCAUCUCCGCCGACGGUGGACAGCAGAGGCACAAAACUGCCUUCGCAGACGAUGAAGGCGGCAACGGCGAGCCACGUCGGCGGCGCUGCGAUCGACCUGGAUGGACCCAUCUCCUCCGCGCUUUUCGUUACCGCUGUAAACCUCUUCGACGCAAAAAUGCUGGCAAAGAGCAGGCGUGUCGCCACCGAAGCACUGAAGCUGGUGCGACAGGCCUAUGUACUGAUCUGGAAGGACAACGACUACCUCGCCAGGUUCAUGAACGGGGAGCCAAAUCGCGGUGCAAAUGGAUCAAGUAGUCAUCAUCGGAAUCACAAAACGACAUCCAUCGAAGCGCCAGCCGCUCGCCGGAGCUCGCACGGCACUCGUCACAUGCCCUUCUCCGCUGCUGCACCAUGCCCUGAGCGGCAGCCGAAUCGACAGCUAGCGCUUCUGUUAGAUGAAUGCAUUCGUGCCCUUCUGGUUUACGCCAACGUGUCAGUGAACCUUUGCCACGGCAUGGCUACGAACAGCCGUGUGCUUCUGCUUCUGUCCUUUGUGUGCUGCACCGCACGGCGGCUAGAGGAGGAGGACGAGGUGCCGUACGGCGAGGGACGCGGCUGCGCGUCGGACGUCAUCGUUGGAAAUCGAAACCUUCACACGGAGCUGGACAGCCUUGGCCAGGUGUGGCAUGACUGUGGCAUUGAGGGCCGCGUCGCCGACUCGUUGCAUGAAUGUUACUUAAUUGAGUUUCUGCUCGACGCUGCGCUCCCACCGGCCGUGUGUUCGUCCCGCUACGACGGCCUGUUGACCGCGGCGUUUGAGAAGAAGCGGCGCAUUAUCAGCGACGUCGUGGCCAGUCGGUCUGGCUUUGCACACAUGAUGCGUGUCGCACCUCUGCGUGGGCUGUGCGGCCUAGCCAACAUGUCCGCCUUCGGCGAUGCAAAGCUGCGAGCUCGUCUGCUCGACAAAAUGGCGUCCGAGGGCGUGGUGGAGCGCUUGGCGAGUGAGAUUGGGUCCGCCAUGGAGGCCAUUCUACGCAUCGACGACCUGACGGCGUCCUCUUACAGCGCGUCGAAGCGGCGACGACCCGCGUUGUCGCGUGGCUCCUCCCCGCCCCAUCAGCGAUCCCGCGCCAGCACGUCGGAACCACCAAGCCGCCGCGACUCCCGCCCAACUUCACCGCUGCCUCACUGUAUAUCGGCAGAGAGAGAGCGCAGCGCGGAUGAAGCUAGUACGCCUCGGGUAUCCACCGGGCUGGAUCGCGUCCUCAACACGAAGCCCACUCCGGUGGAGCGCAUUGGGCAGUGCGUGGACAUUCUUAUGCUGCUCAGCAGCCCAAACCUCUGCCCCUCGGACGGCAACGAGGUGUCUUCCUCUUCUUCCUCCUCCCGCACCUCCGCAUCGUCGCCGCGAGGGGCUGUGCGCGCGACGACUUGGGCGUCGCAUGAGGACGCGUUACACGAAAUUAGCCUCUACCUGCUCUCCAUCUGCUUCCUCCCCAGUACGCACGCGCGAUACGCCGAGCUGACAUCGCUGCAGCUGUAUGCGGCGGAUUGCGUGCUCCAGUGGGCGGCCUACAGCGGCAAAUUCUACACCUUGGUCGUCCACGCAUUGGAUGAGCUGCUGGACGCGAUUGAGGCGAAGAAUUCUAGACGCGGCAGCGGCACGACCUCGCCCCAGCGAUCGCCACCUCUCAAGUCCCGCUCCCCUUCGCGAUCUCCAUCAAGGACACCGAAGAAGUCAGGCAACGUAGCCACUGUUCCAGGACAUCGGCUGCUGCGGCAACUUCUCCCAGGGGACGAAACAGGGCUGCUGCCUCUGCUUACGAACCUCCUCCAGUACACCAUCCACGCGGAGGCGAAUGCCACUUCGAUCCAGCGGUGGUUUCAGUUUCUGGCUGAUCGAGUGCUCCCUGGCGUGUUCGAGGCCCCCGCCCUCACGACGGGCCGACGCAGCACCUCGGAAUGGGGGCGGCGGCAUCUUCAACAGCAGUUUCAGUUGCAGUCGCAAAAGGGCAGUCGUGCAUCGUCUCUGCUCCGCGCAUCGGCGGUUUCCGCGCCAAACUCGUUGAUGGAAGUCGAUCGGCGGGCCCUUGACCCACCGGUGCUCGCUCGCGAUCUUACCCGGGCGGAGGUGGCGGCGAUAGCUCCCUACUUUCGAUUUGUGCGUCAGGUGGUGGAGGAGACAAGCUGGCGAGCGGGCACGGCGGCGCUGCUGGGCAAGGUGGUCCUACUCGCGUUUAACGUGAUCGUCACCCAGGGCCACCGCUGCAACCUCAUUUUCGGCCAGGCGUGCGCGUGCUACGAUGUGGCGGCGCCGUUGCUCUUGACCAUGCAGGGUGAAUCGUCCCCGCGUCGGAGUGUGCGUUCAUCGGCAGGGCAGCGAAGUACGACUGGGAGCAGCAACAGCAGCUACCGCUGUAGCACCGUCCUCAUGCACCAACUGCGGUCCGAGGAGGAGGAGGACGAAGAGGCACGAAGGGAGCUGGAGAGAAACGAGGAGGAGGUGUUUAUCAAGUCUGCUGCUAAAAAAAAGCGCUCGCCAUCAAAGUCGGCGCGCCGACAGGGCAGUCCGAGGAAGGGCCAUUCCUUAAGCUGGCUCAGCCCCGUAGCGGCCGUCAACGAGGAAAGGGAUGACUUCUCCCCUUUCAUCGACAGUCCAAGCGGGUCGCCGAUUUUCUACGGGCCGUACUCGCCGUCAAGUGAAACUGCGGACUGGAGCGGCGACAACAGUGAAGAGGACAGCAGCCCCUUCGAUAACGUGCAACGCGGAAGUGACUUGAGGGCGGCGCUGGAGGAGGCAGCCACCCCACCCCCACUGCCCCAGCCGUCCAGCGAAUCGCCGCAGCCCGUCACGCAGUCGUGGACGGGACGCCUGUCGCUGCGCUCGCUGUUUUCCUCGCUCACUGGCCGCGAUGAAGCGCCGCUGCAGAAGUAG
Leptomonas pyrrhocoris is the source of this 3204-nucleotide messenger RNA. RefSeq lists its product as hypothetical. The record is from RefSeq and is a predicted model, not a curated record. The coding region runs from base 1 to 3204 and encodes 1067 amino acids. NCBI's taxonomy places the organism in Eukaryota, Euglenozoa, Kinetoplastea, Trypanosomatida, Trypanosomatidae. The transcript has a single exon.